GAGAUUCAGGCUCCCGCAGGCUGCGGCGUUGUUAGUCCCCCGCCCCCUCGGCGAUGCGCAUGCCUGCUGGGUUGAUUUGCUCGUUGUAAGGCGGAGCGAAAGGACAGAUUUUCUUCUUCUUCCCGCCCCUUUUCUUUCCCCACCUGCCACGUACUGGGCCCGAGCGCUCGCUAGGCUUGGUGGGUCCGUGCGAUUGGCCGGGGCCCGCGCGAUCCUGCCAGCGAGGUGCAGCGGCCCCGGAGGGCAACCGAGUGGGUCGUGACAGCAGCCUUCCACCAACGCCCCAGAGCCCGGCGGUGGCGGCCUCUCACCGGUCGGAUCAGCAGAGACCCGCGGAGGGGCGGCAGCGGCGGCCUCGGGAAACCGUCUUUGUCUAGAGUUGUAUAUAUAGAACAUCCUGGAGUCCACCAUGAAUGGGCAGUUGGAUCUGAGUGGGAAGCUAAUCAUCAAAGCUCAACUUGGAGAGGAUAUUCGACGAAUUCCCAUUCAUAAUGAAGAUAUUACUUAUGAUGAAUUAGUGCUAAUGAUGCAGAGAGUCUUCAGAGGAAAACUUCUGAGUAGUGAUGAAGUUACAAUAAAAUAUAAAGAUGAAGAUGGAGAUCUUAUAACAAUUUUUGAUAGUUCUGACCUUUCCUUUGCAAUUCAGUGUAGUAGGAUACUGAAACUGACGUUAUUUGUUAAUGGCCAACCAAGACCCCUUGAAUCAAGUCAGGUGAAAUAUCUUCGUCGAGAACUGAUAGAACUUCGAAAUAAAGUGAAUCGCUUAUUGGAUAGCUUGGAACCACCUGGAGAACCGGGACCAUCCACCAACAUUCCUGAAAAUGAUACUGUGGAUAGUAGGGAAGAAAAGCCUGCUGCUUCUGAUUCUUCUGGGAAACAGUCUACUCAGGUUAUGGCAGCAAGUAUGUCAGCUUUUGAUCCUUUAAAAAACCAAGAUGAAAUCAAUAAAAAUGUCAUGUCAGCAUUUGGCUUAACAGAUGAUCAGGUUUCAGGGCCACCCAGUGCUCCUGCCGAAGACCGUUCAGGAACUCCCGACAGCAUUGCUUCCUCCUCCUCUGCAGCUCACCCACCAGGAGUUCAGCCACAGCAGCCACCAUAUACAGGAGCUCAGACUCAAGCAGGUCAGAGUGAAGGUCAGAUGUACCAGCAGUACCCGCAGCAGGCUGGCUAUGGCACUCAGCCACAGGUGCCCCCCCAGCCGACGCAGCAGUACGGUAUUCAGUAUGCAGCAGGCUACAGUCAGCAGACUGGACCCCAGCAACCUCAGCAGUUCCAGGGAUAUGGCCAGCAGCCAGCUUCCCAGGCACCGGCUCCUGCCUUCUCUGGUCAGCCUCAGCAACUUGCUGCUCAGCCGCCACAGCAGUACCAGGCGAGCAGUUACCCUCCACAGACCUACACUACCCAAACUUCUCAGCCCACUAAUUACACUGUGGCCCCUGCCUCACAACCUGGAAUGGCUCCAAGCCAACCCGGGGCCUAUCAACCAAGACCAGGUUUCACUCCACCUCCUGGGAGUACCAUGACCCCUCUUCCGAGUGGGUCUAACCCUUAUGCACGUAGCCGUCCUCCCUUUGGUCAGGGCUAUACCCAACCUGGACCAGGUUAUCGAUCCUCCCCUGCUUAA
Physeter macrocephalus (sperm whale) is the source of this 1624-nucleotide messenger RNA. It is a transcript of the gene TFG, whose product is annotated as trafficking from ER to golgi regulator. Gene Ontology annotation, biological process: COPII vesicle coat assembly; endoplasmic reticulum to Golgi vesicle-mediated transport. The transcript has 8 exons. Gene Ontology annotation, molecular function: identical protein binding. Lineage: Eukaryota; Metazoa; Chordata; Mammalia; Artiodactyla; Physeteridae. Gene Ontology annotation, cellular component: endoplasmic reticulum exit site. Bases 410 to 1624 code for a protein of 404 amino acids. The record is from RefSeq and is a predicted model, not a curated record.